This is a messenger RNA of Maudiozyma saulgeensis, 345 nucleotides long. NCBI's taxonomy places the organism in Eukaryota, Fungi, Ascomycota, Saccharomycetes, Saccharomycetales, Saccharomycetaceae. The record is from the annotation of a GenBank genome assembly.
AUGGGUACAAGUUAUUUUUUCAUUUAUAUGUCAUUUUUCAUAACUUUUGGAUUUAUUUCUUCAUUUUUAAUAAUUCCAUUAUUAUCAACUUCAUUUUUUUUUGCCAUUGGAGUUGUAUUAUUUGGAUUUAUUAGUAAUAUUACAUUUAAGAGUGGUCAAUUUAUUUAUUACAAAGCUGAUAAAAAAUUAAAAAAUUAUUUAGAAUUAAUGGCAUAUAAUUUACAAAAAACGCCACCAACAACGACACCUAAUGAAACAUCUAUUGAAAGUACAAAUGAUAUUUUGAAUAGUAAUUCAGGUAAUAAUAGUAGUAUUAUUACAGAAGAGCCAAUCCUUUCAAUAUAG